Molecule: messenger RNA, 6475 nt
Organism: Caretta caretta (loggerhead turtle)
Lineage: Eukaryota; Metazoa; Chordata; Testudines; Cheloniidae
Gene: ZMAT3
Product: zinc finger matrin-type 3
Molecular function (GO): nucleic acid binding; zinc ion binding
Source: RefSeq, a predicted model, not a curated record
UUCCUGCAGCUGUUUCCCUCUGUCCGGUUGUUCUGACUUUUCUGACUGCCGGCCCCUCAGCUCUAGUGGGGAGCAACCCGACUUAAGUUGUCAUGAAAAAGGAAGAAAGGAGGAGGUGAAGAUCUCAGCUGGGGAUGUGCAGGGCUGGCCAGCUCUAGGUACAGGGGAUUGCCUGCAGAUUGCUUCUCUGAGUCCCUCCUCCCAGAACCAGGGGAUUCUAAGCUGAAGAAGAGUCUUCCUCCUUCAACAGUAACAUGCCAGCAGUCCUCCCAGCCAAUGAUUCUUUUGCAGCAGGCAGGACUUCCUCCUCAUCCUCGUCCUGAGAAGUCUUCAUCUCUUCCUAUGUCAGUGGCCACAAGGCCAAGAGCCAACUCACCACUGUCCCCACAGAAACCUUUUGGACUAGGGCCUUCCUUGCAGCACUCACAAGAAGAGGAGCUGGCAAAGGAUCCUGUGCUGGAGGAACUAUGUAAGCCUCUGUGUUGUAAACUUUGCAAUGUCACUCUGAAUUCAGCACAGCAAGCCCAGGCGCAUUACCAGGGUAAAAACCAUAGUAAGAAACUUCGGAAUUACUAUGCUGCAAAUAGUUGCCCAGCUCCUGCCAGAAUGAGCAAUUCAGUGGAGCCUGCCGUGCCUCAGAUUGUCUCCCAUCCAGCUCAGAUGGGUGCCUCUAAACCAGUAGGCCGAGUGAUCAUGGCCACAGAGAAUGAUUACUGCAAGCUUUGUGAUGCCUCAUUUAGUUCCCCGGCUGUGGCCCAGGCUCACUACCAAGGAAAGAAUCAUGCCAAGAGGCUACGCCUGGCAGAAGCACAGAGCAACUCAUUCCCGGAUACAUCAGAACUGGGCAAACGGAGGGCACGGAAAGAAGGGAACGACUAUAAGAUGAUGCAGAAUAGAAGAAAUGUGUAUGCGGUUCCAAACAGUACAGGUCCCUACUUCAAUCCACGCUCCCGCCAGCGAAUUCCUCGUGAUCUCGCUAUGUGUGUCACCCCAAGUGGCCAGUACUACUGUUCCAUGUGCAAUGCUGGGGCUAGCGAAGAGAUGGAGUUCCGACAACAUUUAGAAAGCAAACAGCACAAAAGCAAGGUGUCUGAACAGAGGUAUAGGAAUGAGAUGGAGAAUCUUGGCUAUGUACAAUGACACGCUAUCCCUUGGUAGUAGUUUGCAGAUAGAACAGCUUGUCUUGCCUGCUGUUUGCCACAUGCCCUGCUUUGUGCUCCAUUUGAUAGGAGUAUGCUCUCUAGCUAUACAUGUAAUACCUGCAAACUUAAUGGUAUGGUUAGGGGUUUUUUAUAUCACUGUUGGCAGGAAUAUGCUCUGCAGGACGUGAAGUGGUUUUAAUGUUUGUUUGCUCAUUAUCUAAAGCUCUUCAUUGCAUUUUGGGGGAGCCCUGUCCUCCCCCAUGCCCUGUUGCAUGAGUGUGCAAGGCCCAAGAAGCACUGGGGGGACUACCACGGUUCUGCCAUGCAGGCAGGGUAUGUGGAGACGCAUCACCCUUUUUGGCGUGUCCUAGAGCUGUGCUCCACAGCAUCACUCCGCAGCAGGGGGACUUUGUGGUCAGGCUAGAGGAGAGGAGGGAACAGAGCCAGCAGAUGUGUGAAUGGCAUUGUUGGCCACGCAUCCCUGCUAGCAGAAGCAUAAGAGGCUAUAGCCUCAAAUACACCUUACAGUAGGUGCCUCCUGCAUUCCUGUCGGUACGGCACAGAGGCUGUGCACAUACCCUGUGGGAGGAUCCUAUCUCACUCACCCUCAUCUAGGCCACCCACCAGUGUUUGGACUUCAAGUGGCUGGGGAGGAUUUCAACCUAACAUCUGCAAUAGGAGAGUAGCUGAUCUGCCACAUCAGCAGAUAUGCUCCUCUGUCAAGGAGGAUAGAUUCUGGUCUGCUCUUGGCAAUGGAUUUUUACCACACUGGAGCCACUAGGCAUCUUUAUGCAGCAUGGGAGCAGGGCCUGUGCAGGGCCCAGAGAGCAAAGAAGCUAAUAUAAUCUGAUGGGGGCUCUGUACUGAGCCUUGGCCCUCCAUAGGACAGCAUGGAUGGUGCAAUGAGGAUGGGCUGGGGAGGAAUCAUGGGUCCUAACACCCUAUCAGAUUGGUGCUGAGGGGGGGGUCAGGUGCUGUUCUCCAGCCUGUAGUAGUAACUGUAAAGGGGGUGGGUCUGUGAUGUAGUAUAAUUCCCUGGAAAUUGGGGAUUAUUGGAUUUCAACUGCCGCAACCUCCACUCCAUUCAGCUGCACUAAGCCUGACAGACAUUAUAUGUGCAAAGUGAAAUUCACCUUUGGAGAAGAGCUGCCCAUGUUGGGCAUAUUUCCUCUCUUCCCUUUACUCUAAGUCUCAGACUGAGCUUUCCUUUAUCUUUCUUCCCUCUGAACAGCAGCGUUUUACAGUCUUUUGUUUUAGGGAAGGGAUAAUGAGUGUGAAUGUAAUCUCCAGGUUGGGCUGAUUGUCAUGUUCUCCCCUGUUUUAUCUCUGGGCUGGGCUGCUGUACUAUCUUUUGUGCAAUCUCCGGGCUGGGCUGCUGUGUUCUUCCCAGUGCUAUCUCUGGGUGAGGCAGCCGUGCUCUCCCUGUGUGAUGUUAGGGCUGGAGGGCCGUGCUGGCACCCAUUAUCUCCAGGUUGGGCUGUUGUGUUCUCUCAUGAAUUAUCUCCAGGAGAGGCUGCUGUGCUGUCCCUCGUGUGAUCUCCGGGCUGGGCUGCCAGGUUCUCCCCUGUGUUCUCUCUGGGCUAGACUGCCGCGCUCUCUGUGUGUGAUAUUCGGGCUGAGCUGCCGUGCUGGCGCCAUGGUGAUCUCUCAGUGGGGCUGCUGUGCUCUCCUCUGAUCAUUCACGCAAGUUGUGGUGAAUUUAAUGAUCCUUAUCUUUUUUCUAAUAUCCAAAAUAAGUAGGGUCAGAGCCAGGCAGGUGCUGUGGAUAUCUCCCUUCCAGGCCUGCUUUACUGUUCUGGUUCUAUGCUGGUGUAGCUCCUUGUUUUUCGGGUGGGAGGGUACUAGAAAUGAAAAGGUGCUCUGUAGCUUGUCCCCUUCUCCUGGAGGCAGUGAGUCAACUUCUUCCCUAGGUAUAAUCCCAGUGACUUCAGUGGGGCUGCAGCAGGGAUGAAUUUGGCCUAGUGUGUAUCAUGUUGCAGACAGCCCUGUUUUUCGCCAUCCUUCACUGGUCCCUGCUCCCUAGUAUCCUGCAUUCCACCAGCCUUUUUCAGCCUUAAAAAACAGAGUUUCUGUUCAUCUUCUCAGUCCACCACAGAAAGGCUUGUAUCACUUGCGUGCUCAAAAGCUGUUCUUCAGACUUUGAGUAAUCUGUCUCAUCAGCCACCUCCAGCGAGCGCUGCACAACUGCCCUGUCUUUUAUAUAGCACUCCUAUACUCCAUGAGGUUAAACUGUAAUGCAAGUCACAGCAAUCAUCACAUGUUCCCUCCUGAUCCAUGUUUAUAUGCAGGGUAACAGACUCCAGUGUCUAUAGCACCUAAUGCUGGUCCUCUGUGCAAAGUCUGAGUAAAUAGGCUUUUCACAGAGGAACUCCAUCGGGUGGAAUGGGUGCGAGAACAGAAUCCUGGGUUGCAGAGCACAAACACAAGCCCCUUCCCCUGUGCUCUCCCUGGCUGGCUCCCUGGCCAUGCCCACUGGCUUGCCCCAUUCCCAACCUCCCUGUGCUGCCAUAGAGAGUGCAGUCCUCUGGCAUGACCUGCUCCCCAUUCCACACAGUGGAACUGUGGCCUUUCCUCUGUUUUCCUGGCUGUACACCCCCGUGCAAGGACGGAAGAUGGUGGACGAUAGUUGCCCUGUCGUGUUUCCCCACAACAUUUUUUGCACCAUGUUUAAAUGUCCAUUUGCCAUAAACCAUGGCAUGGUGUUUCCAUUGUUUCGUGCAACACUGAAUAAAACAAGAGCUGGGAAAAGCCCUGUUAUACGUAGAGUGUCUAGCUCAGGGUCUAGUCAACGGGGCAUUUUGCCUCACAAAACAGUGUCUAGUUCAAAUGCCCCAGCAAUGGGGCUCCCACGUUUGUUCUUGGGAGGCUGCCCAAUGGGCAGGUAGAUCUCCCCCGCCAUCCAAUCUCAGUUGGAACAUCAGGGAUGAGGGUUGUCACCUCCAGAAUUCCAUCUCUCCUCUGUCCUUGCUGUUCCCUGGUGUGAAGCAGGGAGUGGGACUCCACAGCACCUGGUGACAAGUCUCCCAGGCAGGAGAAAAGGCAUCCAUGGCUAGAAGGAUGUGGGAUAUGCUGGGACUUGCUCUGUCCAGGAGUCCUGAUGUGAGCACAAUGGAACCAAAGACUGCCCCUCCCAUCACAGCACCCACAGUGGUUUCUCCUUGACCUAGAAAAUGGCUAAUCAUGAAGGUAUGAAAAAACACCUUAGACCUUAUUAGUGUUGCUGCGAUAGCAGGGGACUGGACUCAAUGACCCAGGAGAGCCCUUCCAGUCCUAUGCCCCUAUGAUUUAAGGGUUAAAGCCAACCCAAAGGCCCUUCAGCAAGAGGAGAAGGUCAUAACCUGACUGUAUGCGAAUUAAAGUAAUUCUGUACAUAAGGAUUCAGAAUGCUUGGGGAAAAUGUAUUCUGCUAUAUCUACAUUCAGAAAGGGGUGGGGGGUGGCGGCGGCAGGCAGCAGGAGAGGCACCAUACCGAGUAAGAAUACAGGCGUGGCACCUUUUUAGAGACACCCCCCCCCCCUUGAAUAGUUUAUUUCUUGACUGGAAAAAAAAAUGAAGUGGACUUUUGUGAAGCUAUCACAUUGGCCAGUAGAUUAAUGAUCUUUGCUGCUUAAAAAAAAAAAAAAAAAUCAUUGCAUUCAUAUUUAUUUUAUUAUGCUGAUCACUAACAGUCUCGUGAAUAUUUAUGGCUUUAUCCUAUGGGUUAUUUUUGUUUAAAUAGACAAAUCUUCAGCGCACUUUGAUUUCGAAUCAGACUAGAUAUUUAUUAUUUGUGAAAAUGUGGCUCUUCCCCCUCUCCCCACGUAUAUGUAUUUUUUUCUUCACAUAAAAUAAAACUGUUCCUUUAUGUUUUCAAGGCAAACAAAUUCAGGAUUUGCCUCCAGCUUUUUCUUAAGUCACAAUUGCAACCUUUGUCUACCUGGUGUACUCAGUAAAUUGAGCACAUCUUAAUGUUAACUUUAAAUACAUAUGCAUUUCAUUCCAGCUGUAGCUUUUAUUUUAAGGCAAUGAGACCAAUACAUGGGAUCCAUAUAAUUUAUAUGGAGUAAGAAAGAGGUACUGUUUUUUUUGUAUUAAGCAUUAGAUGUCAUUACGCAUUAACAAAUAAAUGUGUUCUAUCAUUACCUAACAUGGGGCUCAGUUCUGUGUAUAGUUAUUCUGGUGCAAAUCUGAAGUAACCCUUCUAACUUCAGUGGAGUUACUCUGGAUUUACACCAGUGUUACCAAGAGCAAAAUUUAGUCCAGGAGAUUUUUUUUUCCUUACUACAUGAACAUUAUAGAGAGAAUCGAUCUGUAAGCAUUGAUUCAUAUUUUGGCUCACUAAUAUGCUGUUAAUAACAUGAGCAAAAAAUCCUGUCAUCACAUUACUCAGGCAAGACUCCCAUUGACAGCAGGGGGGUUAUUGCCUGAGUACAAAGUGAAUGACAUGGCUGCACUGUAUACUUGCGUUGGCCAUGCCAAAACAAAGCAGGGUGCUAAAUGUUCUCUCAAUCGUAGAUUUUGUUACAACAAUCUAGGCUGGCUUGGCUUUUUAAAGAAUAUUUCUCUUGCUCUGUAAGGGCAUGAACUUGCUCCCACUGAAAUUGGCAGUGAAGCUCCCAUUGAUUUCAGUGGAACAGGAUCAAGCCUUAAACUACUCCAGGAACUUUGUAGUGCCGAUGCCUUGUCAUGUACAUGUUUUUAUGUCUGUAUCCACAAGGAUGCUCUGGAUGAGGAAGAAACCUUUUGCCCCUUAAGAAAAGCAAAUUUCAAGAUGGAUCCAAAAGGAACUAUUAUUACAACUGGCAAAGUCCAUGUGUUCCCAGGAAUAAAUUUAGCAUGCAGGAUUGAACAAUCGUGGACCUGAUCCUGCUUUCAUUUAAGUCAUGGCAAACCUCCCAUUGACUUCACUGGAGCAGGAUCGAUUGCCACCUGCAUCAAAUUGGAAGUAAGAAAAAAAUCUGCUUUUAAAUCAAUUGUUAGACAAUAAUAGCUGGAAUCCUUUUCCCAGUGAUGAGGAGAGGCCAGUGGAGUUAUAUAAAAAAUGAAUAAGGCAUCUGCAGUGAAAGGGAGGAUUAUGGAUGUUUCUGAAACGAAACACAAAAUCGUGAAUGUGGAUACAGAAUCGAUUCAGUCCACUUUGGAAGGAACUGAUUUAAUUUGUAUCCUGCAACUGUAUGGUAGCAUCAUUUGCAAAUGCUUUGAAUGUACUUAAUCUAGAGCCUUCUUGUCAGGUUGGUUUUGUACACUUGUCCCUCUUUUUAUUGCAUUGAACUCUGUAGGGGAAUAGUUGAGUUGAUGAAAAUGAACCUCUUCUCCACUCUACAAUAAAUCGUCUUGCUCUCACCAUUCCACAA